GCUCUAUAAAAAGGUCCCCUGCUUUUAUUCAGAGUGUUGGAUCUAUUGCUCAGAGAUGACGCAGAUUUGGGUUCUUGGUGCGGUCCUCUGCCUGUUUGGCUCAGCAUAUGCUGAUGAGGUUUGUUACGAUGGCUUGGGCUGCUUUAGCGACUUGCCGCCAUGGGGGGGCACCAAAGAGCGCCCCCUCGCCAAACUGCCCUGGGUGCCGGGCAUGAUCGAAACGCGCUUCCUCCUCUUCACCCCGAAGAACAAGUACUACCACGAGAUCAAGGCAGACCCAAAAAUAAUGAAGGUCACCAACUACAACAAGCUCAAGGCAACACGCUUCAUCAUCCCAGGAUACCUGGAGGUCAAGGACGAGGACUGGGCCCAGCAUAUGUGCAAGGACAUGCUCAAGUGGGACAGUGUGAACUGCAUUGCGAUGGAGUGGAAGGCUGGCGUUAGAGCGCCGUACGCCCAGGCCGCAAACAACGCCAGGGUGGUGGCGGCCCAGGUGGCCCACAUGAUCAACUUCCUCAUGGGCAACUACAAGCAGACGGCCGAUAAGUUCCACAUUAUCGGACACAGCCUGGGCGCACACGCCGCUGGCGAGGUCGGCAGACUGGUCCCCAAUCUCGCACGAAUCACCGGUUUGGAUCCCGUGGAGCCAUACUUCCAGGGAGCAAGCCGCGACGUGCGCCUGGAUACUAGCGACGCCGCCUUCGUAGACGUGAUUCACACUGAUUCACUACCGUUCACUAAAAACAAGCUUGGUCUAGGGAUGUCUGGGAACAUGGGCCAUAUUGACUUCUACCCCAAUGGAGGGGAGCUAAUGCCUGGCUGCAGCAAGAACAGCGGCAGCCCCAGCAAUCUUGACGGCAUCUGGGAAGGCAACGUGAAAUUUGACGGCUGUAACCACGCACGGGCUUACCAGUACUACAGCGAGAGCACAGUGAAGGCCCACGGCUUCGUGGCCUACCCCUGCCCCGACAAGGAAAGCUUCGCCGCUGGAAUGUGCUUCCCAUGUACCGGGGCCUCCUGUCCCCUGAUGGGUCAGUCAGCUAUCAAGUUCAACCUGACCUCUGUCCCCACCGGGACCAAGUUCUUCCUCACCACAGGAAAAAAAGAGCCUUUUGGUCGGUACAGCUACAGAGCCAAGGUCCUGCUGGAAGGAUCCGUCUGGCCCAACCCUGGCUUCAUGUAUAUCUCCCUGAAGGGAGACCGCGAAGAGACAGAGUCUAUCCAGCUCCAUGUGGGCAUGCUGUCUCCAGGGUUCUAUGAGUUGCUCAUCAACACCGACAAGGAUGUAGGCGAGAUCAAGGAGAUGACCUUCCAAUGGAACAACCAUAUCUUUAACCCCAUUAAGCCCAAAUACAGUGCCUCCAGAAUCGAGCUGGUGCGCGGGAAGGACAAUAAGACAUACAACUUCUGUGGCGGGGAUAGGGUGGGGGAAAAGGUCAUCCAGUCCGUGCCGCCGUGCAAGACAUAGUCUGCCGCUACAACCUUUACAAUAAAACCAUCUUUAUGUUGAAUAUCUUUUCACACGUUUGCUCAAAUAUUCUGUGAGGGGAGAGGAUUUUAUGAUGAAAGGAGAAUAGAGGCAAAAUGUAGGUCAUCUAAAUAGGAUGUGGUGAAUGAAGAAGAUGUAGUCCUUCCUUAUUUGUUCGACACAGCAAAUGCAUUUCACAUCAAAUUGUUUUCGUUUGAUGACAUACGAAAGUUAACAGAUUUAACCAUUUACCACCAUGGUCACAGUGAUAGCCAAUUCGGUUGCAAACAGUUAAGUGUUGAGUGUAUUGACUAACAACAAGCAACCAAAUAAGCAGUAAAUUACAUGGUUAGAGUCCUAUUCCCACCGCCUCGUUUGGAUAUAAAAUGCGUCCAGAACGAUUUACUUGUAAUAUGUCUGUGAUAGACUUUCUGUGAUUCCAUCAGAGAGUGUGAGUGGUUGUGUGUGUGUGUCUCCCCCUGGCACUGAGAAGAACCCUCAUUAAUUCGUCUGUGGCCUUUUCACCAGUUUAUGAAGUCCUGAUUGCACGCUAUUGUUUUGGCGGUAUUUAUCUGAACACAAACCCCAUAAUCACUCCUGCCAAAAUAUGGCUUUGAGAAAAAAAAGGAGAGCUGCCAUUUUUUCAUCAAAAAAAAGGGGCAUUUGUAUUCUCUGCAAAGAAUCCAUCAGGGCACACAAUACCAAUCAGUGGAUAAACCCGAGGACUUUAUUAAUAAAACCACUGUGUGGGCUGCUGCCAGUGUCUUUAAGUCCUCUAAAAGACGACAUCACUCUUUUG
This is a messenger RNA of Gadus chalcogrammus (walleye pollock), 2267 nucleotides long. RefSeq names its product inactive pancreatic lipase-related protein 1-like. NCBI's taxonomy places the organism in Eukaryota, Metazoa, Chordata, Actinopteri, Gadiformes, Gadidae. Gene Ontology annotation, molecular function: triacylglycerol lipase activity; protein binding. The transcript is spliced from 13 exons. The record is from RefSeq and is a predicted model, not a curated record. Bases 56 to 1468 code for a protein of 470 amino acids. Gene Ontology annotation, biological process: lipid metabolic process.